This is a messenger RNA of Paralichthys olivaceus (Japanese flounder), 4394 nucleotides long. It is a transcript of the gene ginm1, whose product is annotated as glycoprotein integral membrane 1. Lineage: Eukaryota; Metazoa; Chordata; Actinopteri; Pleuronectiformes; Paralichthyidae. The record is from RefSeq and is a predicted model, not a curated record.
CCGCUGUUGCGCCUCCAUCUCCAACCGCCACGCUGACGGUGUUGAUCUCGCGAGAAGAUAAUUAGGAAGCGUCACUCGCAUGCGCAUUUCACGAGUGUUGUUGUGUGUUGUUGUUGUAGCGGCUAACCUGCUGCUGCUGCUGCUAAGUUGAGUCAGCUAAGAAUGGAAAUGUCCGGAGCGGCACUCUGCGCCGUGCUUCAGGUUCUUCUCUCAGUGGUGUCCGCACAGUCGUCGCCUCGGCAGCUGAAUACGGAAACCAUCUUGAUUAACGUGACAGCAGGGACACUGGCGGACACACAGCUGCAGGACUCCAACAACUUGCAGAUCAAUUUCAACAUAUCGGUGGGUGAAGAGCAGGUGUUGAUCAAUGACGUCCCGGUGGAGCUGUCAGGGGUCACCAGAUUCACCUGUCAGGCUCUUUUCUUGGACAGCAACAAUGGAAGCAGUGAGUUUGAAUCUGGGGACACGGUGUCCACUGUCACCCGGGUGAUGGUGAGCCAGAACCGGCUGUACAGCAGCUCAGAGGAGGUGGUGGCUCUACAGGUGUUCAGUGAAGUGAUAGAGAUGGAGGGCAAAGAGGUCCAGCAGCCCGAGAUGUGUGAGGUGAAGAUCCUGAUGAGCCCAGAUUUCCAGAAGCUGGCUCAGUUUACCAACAUUUACCCAAUUGGUCACAGCGAGAUCUUCAGGGUCCCCAGGGAAAACGAUGUGGUCGUCACUGAUCCACCAAAUCCUCAAAAAAAUGAAGAUCAGCUGAUCUCUCAGACCACCAGCCAGUACCCCCUGAAGCACACAGAGACCACCCAGGAAGAGACUGCAGCUCCUGGCAAGCUCCCAGAGACCCCUCUGCGUAUGGACCCCGACCUGCUGUAUGGUGUCCGAUAUGACGAAUUCGAUGACCAAGAAUCAAGCCAGCCAGAUCGCAUUCAGAUGGAAACUCCACCCAAAGAGCUGAUAUCAUCUUAUUCGGCCAUGUGUCAGUGGAUGGAGCAAGUGAGGGAGCGUCUGAGGAAGUUUUGCUCCGAGUCCCUGCCUCUCUUCUUCCUAGUGAUGUGGGUGGUGGUGAUCGGCGUUGUCGGAUCAGCUGUCAUAGUCAAAAUCCUGGACAUGUUUUUCCCAACAUGUGAACACAAGCACAUUUUUCACAUGAACCCUGUCACUCUAAUGCCAGAGGAUGAGAAGCACACACUGUUGGAGAGCAUAGAAACAGAAGCAGAGGGAGAAGAGAAGAAGCCUUGAAUGAGAAUUGACUUGGCCAUUCCCUUUAUUUUCAAGUUGUUCUUGUUUUUUCUUUAACCUUUGCGGCUUGUUUUUCAUUUUCAGGAUGGUUUUGUCCUUUGCUCAUACUCAGAUUUGUGAACCACCAGCUUUUCACUUUAGUUACCCUCCAACAACAUUAGCCACAGAACAGGGGCUGGUUUAAAUCUGUCAAAUUGACUAUCUCACUCUGCUGGUUUAAUGCUGGUCUAGGUGAUUCCUUCACAUUCAGUCACAUGUGGAACAGAAAGUUAGUGGGCCACAGUACUGGAUCAAGUUGAUACAAUGUGUUGCAGUCUGCUGAAUCUCACUGUGUUUGUGAGCAACUGUGCAUUCGGCCGAUUUUUUGCACAGAAAAUCACACUCUUUGCUCGUGUGAUUGGUCAGACAGAGUUUGUGAAAAGCCACUUAUAUUAAAUCACAAUCUUAAUCUUUCCAUUUAAGUAGCUCAGUCACAAGUUACCUUUUAUUUGCAUUGACCAAAAGUACUUAGCUUUUCUAACUUCCAAAUUAUUCCAGAACAAAGUGGCUCAUUCUACCAAAUUUUUAGUCAAUGUUUUAAAUGUGAAUGUCCAUUUACCACCUGUUCUUUAUGAAGAUCAUGUGAUGUGAUCCACAGCUUUGAGCUCUGAAGCUUUUAAAGGAGUAGUUAGACAUUUUGCAAAAUAUGCAAAAUUGCUAAACUCAGCUCGCCUUGUGCAUAUUAUAUAUUCUGUACGAAGAUGAAAGCAUUAAAAAUGACAACUUUUGUGGGGGGUUAUGCACUACAUUAUAAUUUGGCUGGGAAGAGUGACGUCUCACCAUGAGUCUGCCAAGUCCGUCACCUUAAUAAAAAAAAUAUUUUACAACAAAUUUCAUUACAAUUAAUGUGAACACAAUCCACUGGUGGUCAGAGUAGCUUUUACUCAAAUUCUCCCACCUGAGAAAUUGAAAAAUGAUUAUUUUCUUAUUUGCCCUCUGCUAGACCAUAAGCCAAACUAUUGUUUGUUGACUGAAAAUAUAUCUUUGCUCAAACACAUUGCAGAUGGAAUAUUUGAUCCAAGCAGUGACCCUAGUCAGCAAAGACUCCAGGAAUUCAGCAGUUACUUUGCUAAAAUGUAAAACUGAGACAAUAGAACAUAUCCUCAGAGUUUGAAUAUUAGUUGUUCAAUGACAGUUAAGGAAUAUUGAUUCACUGAUAAAGUUCAAAAGUCGCAUGUCGCCUUCAUACUGACACUGUUUGGUCAAUGUUUUCUUUACAAGUAUUUUCUCUUACUGAACAGCUAAAGAAAUGACAACAAAUGACCUUAAACAAAUUUAGCAUUUUAGGGGCUGCACCCAGUGAAUUAGAGUUUUUAUGUUCACGGAAAAGAGUUUCUAUAUGCAGCAGUUCUGCACAUGUUUAUCUCACAUUUGUUUUCUCUUAAAAAGUACCCCAUUGCUGAGAAAAAAACAUCUGGAGGACAGCAAAUGCACCACCGGGAGUUUAUUUGAAAUAUAUUAUAUUUUAUAUCCUGUCGUCCUUUAAUUGAAAACAAGAUGAAUACUUAAAACAAUCAUGUUUAAGUAUGUUGUCUCUGAUGAAGUAAGGUAAUACCUCAUCACACUGUAAUUUGUGAUCAGUGAUUGUGUCCCUCUCACCACUUUAAAAAUGGAUCUGAAUGUCACUUCUGAGAAGAACACAUCCCAAUCCUGAGGUUCGUAUGUGGAUUGUCAUUCUUCACAGUGCCUUAGUGCCUGUUUGAGGGAUUAUAUAUUAUUUUACUUUGGUUGAUUCAUGUUAACACAUGGAGAAUGUAAGUGGAGUUGUUGAUAUUGUCUAUGCACUCUAAAUGUAUUAUUGACUGAUAUCAAUGUGUUUGCACAAGAAAUGAAUUCAAAGUGGAAAAUAUAACAGCGAUUGAGCAAAAGCAUAAAUGAAAUUCUGCUCAGGUUUUGAGGUAAAUUAUUUUGAUGUUUGUGGCGCCCCCCCAUGAGUUUAGUUUGAUUUAUGUUUAUUGAAUGAGUCCUUCAGUAGUUAUUAACAAUUUGCUGUCAAGCCCCGCCCCUGAGAAACUUUUUUGAUGUAUAGCAGCCAAAUUUUAAGUUGCACAGUGGCGUUGUGUGGGGCGGAGCCUCUCAAAAAUGGUGUUUGUGGGGCAUCAUCUUUCAUGUUUGUAGCACCUCCCACCUCAUGGCAAUUUGAGCUGCAGCAUAAAGCAAGAGACAAGAACAAGAAUGGCACUGAGUAGAGGGCACACUUCUGCAAAGGAUGAACAAUCCUACACAUGAUUGGCCCGUAGCCAAAGAAGAAUGAAGUGUUCUCAUAACCGUAACAAUUUAUUUGUGAGAGAAUAGUUAAAGUGAAAAACAGAUCCUGGAUCUGGCCCUUACUCUGCAUGUGCACCAAAAUGUAAUGGUCCUCCCAGGCCCAGCCACCAUCACUCCGACCUUCUCGGUGGUAAUUGAUUUAGAUUUUUUGGGGUAAAUAAAACUAGCAUCUGAUGCAAGGGGAAACAUAACCCCCUUCAUAAUAGCAACAAACUGACACAAAGUAAAUUGAGGUUCUACACAUUUGGAGUUAGAAUCCUGAUUAUUACAAAGAGGGAAUCUGCACUUAGGGAAUGAAAACCUGAGAACAACCUGCAUGAAUAUUUGUCUUUACUCUGUUUAGUGGUAAAACUCAUCAAUAAGUCAGAAUGACUGAGAUGAUAAAUCUCCUGUUAGAGACUAGGCUGGGCUCAAGGCAGGUGAACGUGGGUUUUAUUAUUUUGAAACUCACCAAAUCACAACUGGGUUUUUGUUUUUCAGAACCUUUGUAACGCUUGAAAAAAACCCAGCACUCAUUAAACAUCUGCUUGUGUAUCAGCCACAGGACACGUCUAUCCCCAGGGUUCUGUUCAGCUGCAGGAUGCAUGAUGUGCUGCAUUACGGUGCAUGUGUAGCUAGUGAAUGCAGCUUGCUGUUCUGUCAGUAAACCAUACAUUAAAACCAGGAAACUGCAUGAUGACUCAAAACAACCCAACCUGUUUCUUUCAAGUGUAUGCCUGAAAAUCCAAAGUGACACACUCCAAUCAAUUAGGUGCUGUAGAUGACACUAAUUUAGCCUGUAAGGCGACCAAUGAGUCAGGCAUGGAUUCAGAUGUGUUGCUGAAGAAUAAAACAAAUGUGUUUUGAUUUGA